AUGGCAGCAUUGGCAUUGUUAGAAGAUAUUGUUAACCCCGCAAUAAGGCGAGAGAGAAUUUUUGGCGACCGAGCCGCCUUCUUGGCACAUAGCGAUGAAUGGCUGAUGAGCAGGUACCGCUUACCAAGAGCCACUUUGUUGGACCUCUGUGCCCAAAUAGGGCCGCACUUACAGAGGCGCACAAAACGCAACCAGGCCAUACCUGCUGAGGUGCAAAUAUGCACAGUUCUUGGUUUCCUGGCUACAGGAACGUUCCAAAGAGAAAUGGGAGACCUGUCAGGUAUUUCCCAGCCAGAGUUCAGCAGGAUUUUGCCUGAUGUUCUUCAAGAACUCAUUCUUUUUUCUCCUCGGUUCAUCAAGUUUCCUUAUACUGUCGAAGAACAGCAAGAUGUGAGUGAAGAUUUCCUGCGCAAUACGGGAUUCCCAGACGUCAUCGGUGCAAUAGAUUGCACUCACGUUGCCAUACGAGCACCCCAUGUGAAUGAGUAUGCCUAUGUUAAUAGAAAGAACUUCCACUCAAUUAACAUCCAGCUCAUUUGCAAUGCUCGUAUGGCAAUUGUGAAUGCUGUUGCACGAUGGCCAGGGUCGACCCAUGACUCAUUCAUAUUGCGCAAUUCGCGUGUGGGGAACCGUCUAGAGGCUGGAGCAGGCAGAGAAUGUUGGCUUCUAGGUGACAGAGGCUAUCCUCUGAAGCCACGGCUUCUCACCCCCGUGGCGCACCCACAGACACCCGAAGAAGCCCAUUUCAACACGGCCCAUGCCGGUGCGCGGUAG
Paramisgurnus dabryanus is the source of this 774-nucleotide messenger RNA. Lineage: Eukaryota; Metazoa; Chordata; Actinopteri; Cypriniformes; Cobitidae. The record is from RefSeq and is a predicted model, not a curated record.